This is a messenger RNA of Homo sapiens (human), 4336 nucleotides long. RefSeq names its product TOG array regulator of axonemal microtubules 2 (gene TOGARAM2). The transcript is spliced from 20 exons. Lineage: Eukaryota; Metazoa; Chordata; Mammalia; Primates; Hominidae. Bases 426 to 3521 code for a protein of 1031 amino acids. The record is from RefSeq and is a predicted model, not a curated record.
GCGCAUCCUGAGAGAGACUGGAGAACUGGUGUCCGAGAGGCCCCGCCAACACCUGUGUGAUCAGUGGUUGCAGAGGCCAACAUCGCCAUGGGCUUUCAGGGCAGCUGGCGGACUCAGGGGCAUCUGAAGCAAAUUGAAACUGAUGGAGAAACACAGUGUCAGACACUACCUUGAAAAAAAUCAUCUUUCCCCGCGACCCUAAAGGUGUCCAUGUCUCAGUGACAAGGGAUGGCAGGUUGAUGGGUUUUGUUGACACUCUUCAUAACGAACUCUUCCCAAAACCACACGGCCUCGCACUUGGGAACUGAAACAUUUGUCCCGGAUGUUACAGGUCAGAGCCCUCCAGACCCCCAAGGACUGUACUCACUGCCCAGAAAUAGCUGCUGCCUCUGGGCAACCUUGUAGGCACCUUCUCCACCCAGGACAUGGGCACCCGUGACGAUGUCCCCGAAGCCAAGGUCCUGGUCCCCGUGGCCGUGUACUGCGGGAGCAUCCCUCGGACCAGUGCUGGGCCCCGGGUGCUCCCGCCUGGAAGCAUCAACUCCAGUCUGCCUCAUGGAGAAGGUUCUCUCCAGCCUGAGCCAAGAGCCCUGCUGAACAACGAGGAACCGUCACAGCUCCUGCGUGGACUCGGACAGCUGGGUGGCCUCAAGCUGGACACCCCUUCCAAGGGCUGGCAGGCAAGGAAUGGUCACCCCAGGAACCUCAGGGCCUUGUCUUUGGGGGACCAGCCCCUGGUGCUCCUCCCUUCUCCGGAGUCAGAGGCCAACAGCGUGGCCAGGGACACCAUCCAGAUUAAGGACAAGCUCAAGAAAAGGAGGCUCUCAGAGGGCUUGGCAGCGUCUUCCCGAGCCUCUCUGGAUCCAGGGGGAGGCCCCCAAGGAGUUCCCCUGCACAGCACCAUCCCCCGAGCCACCUCUCAGAGGCUGCUGAGGGUGCCCAGGCCGAUGCCUCUCAUCCAGAGCAUCCCUACCACCCCUGAGGCCAGCGGAGUCAAAGAGAAGGGCCUGGACCUACCGGGGAGCAUUCCGGGUCCUCACGAGUUGAGACCCGGUGCUCAGGAGGCGCAGAUCUCCUGGCAAUACCUGCACUGCAAUGAUGAGAAGAUGCAGAAGUCCCUGGGCGCCAUCGUGAUCCCACCCAUCCCAAAGGCCAGGACGGUUGCAGCGACCCCCUCCCGUGUGCCUGGCUCCCUUCCCAGCCCGUUACCUCCAGGCCAGGGAGUCCUCACAGGCCUGAGGGCCCCACGCACGCGAUUGGCUCGGGGGAGUGGGCCUCGGGAGAAGACCCCUGCAUCUCUGGAGCCAAAACCUUUGGCCUCACCCAUCAGAGACAGGCCUGCCGCUGCCAAGAAGCCUGCCCUGCCUUUUUCUCAGUCUGCUCCCACGCUGACAGCCUUCUCCUUUGACUGUGCCAGAGAAGCCUGCCCUCCGCUGAAAGAAGAGGACCAGAAGGAGAUCGGCACCAAGAUCCAAGUCACCAUCUCCAAGUCUGCCCGGGAGAAGAUGCAGCUGAAGCAGAUGAAGGAGAUGGAGCUGCUUCGGAGGCUGGAGGAGCCCAGGACAGGGCAGGAGCUCACUUCCCAGUGCCUGGGCUCCCAGAGAGCCUUCAUGAAGGAAGGCCUCCUUCCCCUCCGGGGCAGCGGGACACUGUCUGUGCCCACUAGGCUGAGCGGCCCAUGCAGAAACGACGUCAGCAUCAUCCUGAGGAAGUGGGCCAGCCGGGCCUCCCUGCCCAGCAUCCCCAUCAGCCGGCAGGAGCCCCGCUUUGCCCGCCACGCCUCAGCUAACUCAUUACCUGCGGUGCUCACGUUGGGGUCUCCUGAAUGGGAAGAAGAGGAGGAGAUGGAUCUUAGAGCCUGUAAGGAGUUGAGGCCUUUCUCGAACCCGGAGCUGGGGCUGAGGGAUGCACUCCAGUGCCUCAACAGCAGUGACUGGCAGAUGAAGGAGAAGGGUCUGGUGAGCAUCCAGCGCUUGGCAGCCUGUCACUCAGAGGUCCUCACCGGGAAGCUGCACGACGUGUGCUUGGUGGUGACUGGGGAGGUCACCAACCUGCGGUCCAAGGUGUCUCACCUGGCCAUCAGCACCUUGGGAGACCUCUUCCAGGCCUUGAAGAAGAAUAUGGACCAGGAGGCCGAGGAGAUCGCCCGCUGCUUGCUGCAGAAGAUGGCGGACACCAACGAGUUCAUCCAGAGAGCAGCCGGCCAGUCUCUGAGGGCUAUGGUGGAGAAUGUGACCCUUGCCCGCUCCCUGGUGGUCCUCACCUCGGCGGGUGUCUACCACCGGAACCCCUUGAUCCGGAAAUACGCGGCUGAGCACCUCUCAGCUGUGCUGGAGCAGAUCGGCGCUGAGAAGCUUCUCUCGGGCACCAGAGACAGCACAGACAUGUUGGUGCACAACCUGGUGAGGCUGGCACAGGACUCCAACCAGGACACCAGAUUUUAUGGCCGGAAGAUGGUGAAUAUCUUGAUGGCGAACACUAAGUUUGAUGCAUUUCUGAAGCAAUCUCUCCCAUCUUACGACUUGCAGAAGGUCAUGGCGGCCAUUAAACAGCAGGGAAUAGAAGAUAAUGAUGAACUUCCCUCUGCCAAAGGCCGCAAGGUGUUGAGGAGUCUGGUGGUGUGUGAGAACGGGCUGCCCAUCAAGGAGGGGCUCAGCUGCAAUGGCCCAAGGCUGGUGGGGCUGCGCUCCACACUGCAGGGCCGCGGGGAGAUGGUGGAGCAGCUACGGGAGCUGACACGGCUGCUGGAGGCCAAGGACUUCCGGUCCCGGAUGGAAGGCGUGGGGCAGCUCCUGGAGCUCUGCAAGGCCAAGACGGAGCUUGUCACUGCCCACCUGGUCCAGGUCUUUGAUGCUUUCACCCCAAGGCUUCAGGAUUCCAACAAGAAAGUGAACCAGUGGGCGCUGGAGUCCUUCGCCAAGAUGAUCCCCCUCCUCAGAGAGAGCUUACACCCCAUGCUGCUCUCCAUCAUCAUCACUGUUGCAGACAACCUCAACUCCAAGAACUCAGGGAUUUACGCUGCUGCCGUGGCUGUGCUGGAUGCGAUGGUUGAGAGCCUGGACAACCUUUGCCUUCUACCAGCGCUUGCUGGGCGAGUGCGUUUCCUGAGUGGCCGUGCGGUGCUGGAUGUCACAGAUCGCCUGGCAGGAGGAUGUAGAUUCCACUUGGUGGAGAAAAGGAGAAUGGAGCUCAGAAAAGUGAAAUGCACAAGGUCUCUUGGUGAGGAGCCCAGGAUGUGUCCUGGGAGCCUGGCUGAAGGGCCAAGACCCCAACCCUGUGCUGUGCUGCUUCCCCCUGGCACUCUGCCUCCUGGGUGCCUGCAUGCAGUGGCCGGUCUCUCAACUUCUUGCUCUGCCCACUUGUGGCUGCCCUGCCCGGAAAGCCUUCUCCAUUCUUCUUCCUCUACCUGGGGGAUGCCUGCUUGGCUCUGGCAUUACCUUCUCCCUGUGUGCUUCUCAAGACUGCAUCCCACAUGGUAUCACUGGUCUGUCUACUGCCCUCCCCUCCUAGCCCAGCUGUGAGCAUCCAGAGAGGGGCCUGGCACAUGCUGCAUGGCUGAGGACCUUGGCACCAGCUGCCCUUUCAGCUUCUCCCCUGCCCCAUCUCUUGCGCCUGGCCUUGCCUCUAUGCAGGUUCUGUCCUUCCAGCAUUCCUGGAGUGGCCUCUUACCUUACGGGAAGGCAGGUGCGAGUGAGGCAGGGCUGGCUGCAGGUGAGCUGGGGGAGAACAGGGUAUGUAAGUAAGAUGGUCCUAGACACCAGACAAGGAACCCUUUGCCAUUGCUCAAAGUCAGCAUUUUCUGCAUGAAAGGUUUACCUGUCCUUGUCUGGGUAAUUUACGGGGCCCAGAGGUGGGCAAGUAUCUUCACCUUAUCCACUUACUGUAAUUUUUUCUUGUCUAUUUCCAAGAGACCUCAAAAGAAGAGCUUCUCCAUAGGUCUUCUGUUAACUCUGUGUCCACCAGGAACACAGAAGAAAAUUUUUAUUGACACAGGCGAGGCCUAAUAAUAGCACAGCUUAAUAGGAGUAAAUCUUCUGCUAAUUACUUCAGCUGCUUCUAAGCUUGAGUUUAAUGGGGCUUGCUCCCGCAUGCUGGCCCCCAGAAGGGCCUCACCAUCUUUGCCAGCUUAAGAGUCAACACCUGCCAGCCAGGCGACUGCCACAUCCUUGCACCUGGGGAAUGUGGCUCUGAAGUAGCCUGAGUUCUAUUAGCCAAGACGUGAUCAGAGAAGGUGGCCUGGGCUGUGGAAUUGAGUUUGGGUGGGGACUGCUACUCUUCCUGUGGAGUGAGCUUCCUGGGGGCUGAAGUGUAAACACGCCUCACUCUGUGGAAGAGA